CAGGAGCAUUGGUUUGAAAAGGCUCUGGGGGAGAAGAAAGGAUUUGUCAUUAAGAAGAUGAAGGAGGACGGAGCAUGUCUGUUCAGGGCUGUGGCUGACCAGGUAUACGGCGAUCAGGACAUGCACGAGGUGGUGAGGAAACACUGUAUGGAUUACCUGAUGAAGAACGCUGACUACUUCUCCAACUACGUGACCGAAGACUUUACCACAUACAUCAACAGGAAGAGAAAAAACAAUUGCCAUGGCAACCACAUUGAGAUGCAGGCCAUGGCCGAGAUGUACAACAGACCUGUGGAGGUGUACCAGUACAGCACAGAGCCAAUCAACACAUUCCACGGCAUCCACCAGAACAACGACGAGCCAAUCAGAGUGAGCUACCACCGCAACAUCCACUACAACUCUGUGGUGAACCCCAACAAGGCCACGAUUGGGGUCGGACUGGGACUGCCUGCCUUCAAACCUGGGUAUGCAGACCAGUCUCUGAUGAAGUCGGCCAUCAAGACGUCGGAGGAGUCGUGGAUCGAGCAGCAGAUGUUGGAGGACAAGAAGAGAGCGACGGACUGGGAGGCCACCAACGAAGCCAUCGAGGAACAGGUGGCCCGAGAGUCCUACCUGCAGUGGCUGCAGGACCAGGAGAAACAGGCCCGACAGCCCCGUAAGGCCAGUGCCACCUGCAGCUCGGCGACGGCGGCCGCUUCCAGCGGGCUGGACGACUGGAGCACCCGAUCACCGCGGCAACGAGACUCUGACCCCUCCCACUCCGACCUCACGACCGCCCCAUCGACCCACAACAAGCCCCCAUCCCCCGCAGGAGCUGCCCUCAUCCUGAGCAAACCGCCUUCGCCCUGCGCCCCAGGUCUGACGGACUGGGAGGACGAUGAGAUUCUGGCGUCGGUGCUCGCCGUCUCCCAGCAGGAGUAUCUGGACAGCAUGAAACAUCAGAGCGCCGCCGCCAUGCAUCGAGAGAGGGAGCCGUCGCCCGACAGCAGCUGAUACCUGGGAAACGCGACACGCCCCCCCUCCCCCCCCGGCCCGCCUCACCCCUGACCCACAGACAGAACUCCAACAUGACAAAAUAAAUCAUCCAACACAGACGCACUCUUUUUUUAUCAUCAGCUUCCUCCUUCCUGCUUCACUUCCUGUUACCUCGCAGAGCUGGGUCUUACCGCUGAUCUGGGAUCAGUUGUUGUUUAAAGUCGGCAGCUUCCAGCAGGUUGAACUUUAACCCCUUCACAACCAUCCAGUUAGCUCUGUGGCUAACAGCGCCAGUGGUUUUAAUGAAGAUUGCUAACGCUAACCUGAACCAGACGUCCAGGCGUUCGGGCUCUGAGCUGCUGUCAGAACCAAACCUGAAGGCCCGUCACAUGUUCUGGUUCUUGUUAGAGAGCAGGAUAUUAGCUUUGUGGCUAAAGGAGUCAUUGGUUUUAAUGAAGAAUGCUAACGGUGAACUGAACUGGACGAUCUGCUCGAGCUCAGAACUGAACCUGAAGACUCAUCGGAGCUGGUUCUGGUUCUGCUCAGUGAUCAGGCCGUCAACCUAAAAAGUCUUAUCAUGUUUGUUGGCUGCUGUUAGCUUAGCUGCCAACAUCUGGAUCAUUUCCCACCACUGGCGGCCAUGUUGGCGGCCAUGUUGGUGUCGACACAUCAUCUGAGGAACAGCCUUCAGCCGGCGGCCUUAACUCCGCCUCCUCCUCCUCGACCUUCAUCAUCAGACUCAUUUAGCUGCAUGUUUAAUUGACCACCGCCGAUCUCAUCAUAGAGAAGAAGCAACAAAAUUAAAAAACGGAGAAAAUCGUCCUACUUAUCCUCCUAAUGAUCGAUUAUUGUUAUUAUUAAUAAUAUAAGUUUGUUUUGUUUUAUUUUCUCGUUUGGGAUGAAAACAGUUUUUUCUUGGAAUA
Messenger RNA from Nematolebias whitei (Rio pearlfish), 1898 nucleotides. RefSeq names its product OTU deubiquitinase 5a (gene otud5a). The record is from RefSeq and is a predicted model, not a curated record. Lineage: Eukaryota; Metazoa; Chordata; Actinopteri; Cyprinodontiformes; Rivulidae. Gene Ontology annotation, biological process: protein deubiquitination. Gene Ontology annotation, molecular function: cysteine-type deubiquitinase activity; K63-linked deubiquitinase activity.